Columba livia (rock pigeon) is the source of this 1593-nucleotide messenger RNA. RefSeq names its product prolyl 4-hydroxylase, transmembrane (gene P4HTM). Bases 47 to 1462 code for a protein of 471 amino acids. The record is from RefSeq and is a predicted model, not a curated record. The transcript is spliced from 9 exons. NCBI's taxonomy places the organism in Eukaryota, Metazoa, Chordata, Aves, Columbiformes, Columbidae. Gene Ontology annotation, cellular component: endoplasmic reticulum. Gene Ontology annotation, biological process: peptidyl-proline hydroxylation to 4-hydroxy-L-proline. Gene Ontology annotation, molecular function: procollagen-proline 4-dioxygenase activity; calcium ion binding; iron ion binding.
GGUGGUUGCCGGGGUGACGCGCGAGGCCUGGCGGGCCGGGGGCGCGAUGGCGGCGGCGGCGGCUGCGGCGUCGCGGGCGGAGGGGCCCCCGCUGCCCGGCCCGCCGGGGGGCCGCCCGCGGCCCGUCUGCUCGCGGCCCUACUUCCUCGUCCUCAUGGUGUUCGCGCACCUCUACGUCCUCAACGUGCUGGGGCUGCUGCUCUUCGUGCACCUCAGCGCCGGCGACACCGGCGGGCCGCCCGCCGCCAGCCCCCCGCCGCCGCCGCCGCCGCCGCCCGCCCGCGCCCUCCCGCGCCUCGAGGGCAUCAAGGUGGGUCACACGCAGCGGGUGGAGCUGGUGGCCGGGCGGGCCCACGCCGUGCGCACCCUCAGCCUCAAGCCGCUGCUCUUCGAAAUUCCCGACUUCCUAACAGAGGAGGAGUGCAAGCUCAUCAUCCAUCUGGCGCAGCUGAAGGGGCUGCAGAAGAGCCAGAUCCUACCAACAGAUGACUAUGAGGAAGCCAUGGAAAUGAUAGAAAUCAGCCAGAUGGACAUUUUCAAUCUGCUGGACCACAAUCAGGAUGGACAGCUGCAGCUCAAAGAGGUGUUGACUCACACCCGGCUUGGGAACGGCAGGUGGAUGACCCCCGAAAACAUCCGGGAGAUGUACACGGCAGUCAAGGCCGAUCCCGAUGGGAAUGGGGUGCUGAGUUUGGAGGAGUUCAAACGACUGAACAUCCGUGAUUUCCACAAGUACAUGGGAAGCCAGAAAGUGAAGAUGAGCGACUUGGUGCGCAACAGCCAGCACACCUGGCUGUACCAGGGCGAGGGGGCACACCAGGUGAUGAGAGCCAUCCGGCAAAGGGUAAUGCGCCUGACUCGCUUGCCCCCCGAGAUUGUGGAGCACAGCGAGCCCCUCCAGGUAGUGCGGUAUGACCAAGGAGGGCACUACCAUGCUCACAUGGACAGCGGCCCCGUCUUCCCCGAGACCGCCUGCAGCCACACCAAGCUGGUCGCCAACGAGAGCGCUCCCUUCGAGACCUCCUGCCGGUACGUGACAGUGCUGUUCUACCUGAACAAUGUGACUGGGGGAGGCGAAACAGUCUUCCCUAUAGCUGAUAACAGGACGUAUGAAGAAAUGUCUUUGAUCCAGAACGAUGUUGACCUGCGAGAUACUCGGAAAAACUGUGACAAGGGCAAUUUGCGAGUGAAACCUCAGCAAGGCACUGCGGUCUUCUGGUACAAUUACCUGUCAGACGGAGAAGGCUGGGUGGGGGAGCUGGAUGACUUUGCCCUGCACGGGGGCUGCCUGGUCACCCAAGGCACGAAGUGGAUUGCCAACAACUGGAUCAACGUGGAUCCCAACCGCCGGCGGCAGCUGCAGUUCCAGCAGGAGAUGGAGCGUUACGCGGGGGCCGGGGCCGGAGCCCCGGGCGAGUGGACAGUCGAUAAAGCCUACAGCGGGGUGCACCUGGAGCUGUAGGGCCGGGCUCGGGGGGGGCGCAGGGCCCGGCCGCGCACACGUGGCUUUUUCCCGCGCUGGGCGGGGGGCGGGGCCGCGGGCCACGUGCGCGGCGGGGCCGCGUCGCGCGCCAAUAAAGCGUGGAGAGACGG